Notothenia coriiceps (black rockcod) is the source of this 1342-nucleotide messenger RNA. Its product is annotated as claudin-3-like. The transcript has a single exon. Bases 121 to 768 code for a protein of 215 amino acids. Gene Ontology annotation, molecular function: structural molecule activity. Gene Ontology annotation, cellular component: bicellular tight junction; membrane. Lineage: Eukaryota; Metazoa; Chordata; Actinopteri; Perciformes; Nototheniidae. The record is from RefSeq and is a predicted model, not a curated record.
CAGAUGCGAGGCCUGAAAUUAAGUUAAUUGCUAGUUUGGUCUCUGGUUGACUCUUCCCCUUUGCAGGAACUUUUCUGUGACCUCCUUUCAGGUGUGGCAGAAGAGGAAGACUUUUUAAGUAUGUCUAUUGGGCUGGAGUUGAUAGGCAUCUCCCUUUGCAUUUUGGGAUGGAUUAUUGCCAUUUUAGCGUGCGCCCUGCCCAUGUGGAGGGUGACAGCCUUCAUUGGCAGCAACAUUGUGACGGCUCAGAUCAUCUGGGAGGGCCUGUGGAUGACCUGCGUGGUCCAGAGCACGGGCCAGAUGCAGUGUAAGGUCUACGACUCCAUGCUGGCCCUCUCCCCGGACCUCCAGGCGGCCCGCGCCCUCACCAUCAUCUCCAUCCUGUUAGCCAUCCUGGCGGUGCUUGUCUCCAUCGCCGGGGCCAAGUGCACCAACUGCAUUGAGGACGAGGCCUCCAAGUCCAAGGUGAUGAUCAUCUCUGGGGUGUUCUUCAUCGUUUCCGGGGUCAUGCAGCUCAUUCCUGUCUCCUGGACGGCGAACACCAUAAUCAGAGACUUCUACAACCCUUUGCUCACGGACGCUCAGCGGAGGGAGCUGGGGGCCGCGCUCUACAUCGGCUGGGCGGCUGCUGCCCUCCUGAUUCUCGGAGGUGGAUUGCUCUGCUGCUCCUGUCCUCCUCGUGAGACCAGAUACAACCCUUCAAGGAUGGCUUACUCUGCCCCUAGGUCCGCAGGUGGCCCAGGGUUAGAAAGAAAAGACUAUGUCUGAAUGGACGUCAAGGAGGAAGAGACGUUAUUGAAUCACAAACCUGCUCGCCUCACCAAGCUGAAGGUGUAAUGAGGGAAAGAGCUAAGGAAACAAGGAGACUCCGUGAUGAAGGAUGUGUUUGAUUUUGCCUUUAAUGUUAAGUAUCUCUGAUUAGACGCUUUGUUAUUCAGAGACUGAAAAAGCAUGCAAAGGACAGUGGAGUGAAAAUCUCGUUUAAUUAUGUUUCACAGAAAUAGUGUUCUUAGUCUUUUUUAAGGUCAACACACUAAAAGUUAUUGUUAAAAUCAGUAUGCAAUUAUAUACUUUUAUACAGUUCUGGCGCCUUAAUGUUUACUACUGAUUUUUUUAAAUAAAAAACGCCAUCACUGUAUCAAGUUUAAGCUUUAUAGGCACUGGGCACUGCUGAUUAUAAUAUGAAAGACUUGGAUGUGUUGAAUUUGAUGAUGGUUAUCAACUAUAUUAUGUUCUGUAAAUACUGUAGUAAGAGUAUGAUUAAUCACCGGUAAAUAAGAAGACAGAUGAUAACUGUAUUCAAUGCAGCUUUUAGUGCAGUGUUGUAAGGUUGGGGAUGGGU